CUUCCUCCAUUUCUUGGCAUUAUCGAAAUUCGUUGCGGAAGUUCGCACCGACAGUUCGCACAAAUUCGGCGCAAACCCGGUCGACUAUUUGUACCUCUUUCAAAGCGCGGCCACCCUAUGGAACUACAUAUUUUUAACGUACUUCAUCUUCUUCAGGAUGUCCACCGUCUUGCCGGAAGUUCUUAAUAAGUGCGAAAAUAUGGUUAAGAAACCAGUUUGGAAAUUGACCGGGUAUCUGCACAAAGCUUGCAGCCACUUUCUCAUCACCGUUUUUACUCUCGUCUCCACGUCACGCUGCUUCAUCGAAUUUAUCCUGUACAAUCCAAACGAAAAUGAGCAACAAUUUUUCCACACAAAAUUUCACAACGAUGUGAUCUCUCUAAAGCAAACCUUGACCAGGAAGAUACCCUGGAUUUCCUAUUUUUAUGAUGACCUUACAACUGACUUGGUUCAGGACAACGUGACCUCCGACUGGUCCGACGUGUUGCUUGGUUGCUUCGACAUACUUUCCAACUUUGCAGGCAUCCUUAUCCCAUUUUGCGGGGAUUGGUUCACGCUAGUCAUCGCGUUUACGUUGUGGGUGCCGUCCUACCACUUUUAUAAAGUGGUGGAGGAAGAUAAGUUAGUCGUUCCUGAGAUUUUGGAGAUGUACGAGGAUCUAAAAACCCUAUCGGACUUGAUGAACGUCGCUUUCUCCAAAAUCAUGCUUCCGUACGCGGCCGACGUCAUGUUCUUCUAUGCCACGCACCUCCUCGACAUUGUCGCGAGUAAGACCAGCCCUGCCAAACUUUAUCUCGCCCUGGCCUUUUUGGUCGUCAUGCUAACAAUUUUACUGUUAGCGGAUGCUUCUCGAAGGACGGAUGGAUUGCGAAAAUGGCUGAUGAAACGACACGUUCGAAAGGCCAUGGAAAACGACCCUCUCCUGUUCAUUAGUUUGACCCAAGACGCCGCCUCACAUCCCGUCGGAUUAAGCGGUGAUGGGAUAUUCAUAUAUAACUAUAACUUCGUCUUUGGGAUACUCAACACCCUAUUGACAAUUUUUAUAUUGUGUGUCCAAUUUCAACACACGGAUAAACAAACUUGAACAACAAACGGCAUCGUAAUGCUCUCAUUAACACGCCAGAUCCGAUUUGUAUUUGCAAUUUGUACCUAUUUGCGAUACACUUUGGAAAACCAUUUAUUUCAAAUAAUAUAUACUAUUAAGAUGUGCACGAUUUAUUACAUAAAAUUUUUGGCACAAACAUUAGCAGGAAAUGGAACAACAUAACCCAAUAUUUAAUUCGGGUGCGGUGUUUCAUGGACUGGUUUGGCGGAAUGAAAUAGCAGUUAAAAUUAGUUUUCGAAAAUCAUUCAAACUGAUUAUCAUGUAAAUUUAAAUUUGUGUGAAGGGAUUAUGCAAAAUUCUGGUAAACUAUGUAUGCAAAUAUUGUACAUAUAAUGGCAAUCCCUUGUCUGCAUAAAUAUCUAUGUUUCUUCAUGUGAAUGUAUAUUGUGCAGAUCUUUGUAUAAUCCGAAAUUUAGAAGACCUUGCUAAAAUUUUUAAAGAAGAAGAGACAUUCUUCUUAUGACAUACAUAAAUGAUGUUUUAAAGUAUGAUAUCAUUUUUACAUACGUAAAUUAUUACCUAGUUCAACAGUAAUCUUAGCAGA
Molecule: messenger RNA, 1649 nt
Organism: Folsomia candida
Lineage: Eukaryota; Metazoa; Arthropoda; Collembola; Entomobryomorpha; Isotomidae
Exons: 5
Coding region: 158-1084 (308 amino acids)
Biological process (GO): detection of chemical stimulus involved in sensory perception of taste
Cellular component (GO): membrane
Molecular function (GO): taste receptor activity
Source: RefSeq, a predicted model, not a curated record